This is a messenger RNA of Suillus clintonianus, 911 nucleotides long. RefSeq lists its product as uncharacterized. The transcript has 3 exons. Bases 49 to 642 code for a protein of 197 amino acids. The record is from RefSeq and is a predicted model, not a curated record. NCBI's taxonomy places the organism in Eukaryota, Fungi, Basidiomycota, Agaricomycetes, Boletales, Suillaceae.
CAACGAUUCACUAUUUUGACGUUCUCGUUUGUGGUUGUCGCGGCUACAAUGGCAGUGGUCAUCUUCAUGCCUGCGCACCCUGUCUUUAUUUUGACGGCAAUGACAUUCAUCUCCUGCGUGUUCUUAAUAUUCAUGGUAAUUAUGGACCCAAACCUUAUGAGCAGCUGCGCUGCUCCACUGCUGAUGUGCUUAUCCGUGACUACUUUCUCCGUCGAUCUCGCCUUCGCGAGCGGAUGGGAAGACGGUCCGGUGUCCCUGGGAUUGCUUAUUCUCGCAUUCUCCGUUUUUAUGUUAUUUUCUGUUGGUUUGGCGUCCGAGAAGAGUUCAGAUUCGGGGGUGGGCAUUCGAAAUCUCGCUGAAAAUCUUGCCGCAAUCGUCAAGACUCUCAUUAAUGACCUCCGGGGCAUAGAUGUAAGUCACAAGUAUUCCGCUCUACCACUACACGAGUCUUAUCCAUACUUUCAGACCGCCGCACAACCUGCCGCCGCCGCCGAUUCGGGCAUCACCAUCGCUGACUCGGGCGUCACCACCGCUGAUUCGGACGUCACCAACACCUUCCCUGAAGCCUUUCCGAACUAUGAUGGUCGGGCUGAAACCCUCCUUGACGUCUCUAUAGAUCUUCCGGACAGCCAACCAAAGUAGGGCACUAAUACCACUGGUCCCAUUACAGACGUCUGUCAUUAAUUCAUCGGUGGGUCCCUGUAUGACAGGAAUAGGACGUGAGUAUCCGUUUAAUAGUUAGCAUAAAAGAUGUUACGCAGGCUUUUUACGCCCCUUGGAGCGUUGAGACCUAUCACGGCGUCAAAUGCGAGGAUGUCACACUGUAACUACGCAACAUACGUGGUAGAGCAGAAUUGAAACAUCAAACCGAUGUGAGGGGGUAUUACAAAGCCCCACCAAGUAAGUUUGCG